Nycticebus coucang (slow loris) is the source of this 4020-nucleotide messenger RNA. RefSeq names its product S100P binding protein (gene S100PBP). The record is from RefSeq and is a predicted model, not a curated record. Gene Ontology annotation, molecular function: calcium-dependent protein binding. The transcript is spliced from 7 exons. NCBI's taxonomy places the organism in Eukaryota, Metazoa, Chordata, Mammalia, Primates, Lorisidae. Bases 262 to 1557 code for a protein of 431 amino acids. Gene Ontology annotation, cellular component: cytosol; nucleus.
UCACAGACGGCUCUGACCCUAUCUCCAGUGCUUUGUGGAUCUGUUAGAGGAUUCCAUUUUUUUAAAACUCAUUUUCUUUUAAAGAAGAAAAAAAAAAAAGAAGCCUGUUGCUUGCAGCUUAGUAAAUGUGCUCUCUGUGGUCAUGUGGAGGAAAGUUCUGGCACCCUGAUCUAGUGAACCGGAAGGUGGGAGUCAAUCAUUUUGACAAGUCUCCUGAAAGGAACAGCUAGCAGGAGCUGAAACCUUUUUCCACUUGGUUUCAUGGCAAAGACAGAGAUCACUCCAGCAGCUCCACACAAUAUGAUGUGCUCACUGGUGUCCUCUGGUCAGUCUUCUGGUGCCUCUUUCUUACCUAAAGACAGUGCCCCAUUUUCUUGGGGUUCUUUGGAUGAGGACAUAUUGGAUGACUCCUUGCUGGAGCUGUCUGAUGGAGAAGAAGAUGAUGGCCAUUACAGUUACACAGAGGAGGAGAUCGAGGAGCUCUUGAAGAUUGAUGAGCCAUCAGAAGAUCAUUCUUCUUGGGAAGGAGGUUUGUGUAAAGAUGAGAGCAGGCAUGAUGAAAAGGGAGAAAGAGGGAGUCAAAUUCUACUUGAUACUCCCCAAGAGAAAAAUUUAUUGUACAGCUUGGGACCAGUAGCUGAGACCUCUGAUUUUAAACUACCUCAACUAAGUACAUCAGUUGGCCAUGGACCAACUCCCACUAAACCAUUAAAUAGACGCUCUGCUGUAGAAAAGAAUCUUAUAAAAGUAACUGUUGCACCAUUUAAUCCAACAGUUUGUGAUGCUGUGCUUGAUAAGGACCAAACUGAUUCAUCCAAAGAUACUGAAAAUUCCUCCUCCCUUGGGGAAAAGUUGAGAGAAGAUGGUCUUAGCUCAAAUGAGAACAGAUUUUGCACUGACUCUGAAGGGAUCAGCCCCAGUAACUCUGCUUGGGAAAGACCCUCACUCACCUCUACUUCAAACAAUACUUUUCAACAAACUGUCUCUGAUAAAGCUAUGCCUAACAGCAAGAAACCUGCACCUGCAUUCUCUCAGAUCUCAGACCAUUCAGAAACUCCUAAUGUUGGAUCAUCCUGGAGAAAUGGUGGAUCACAUGAAUCAAGUGGUGAAAUGAAGUUUCCGGUUUCCAGUUCAGCAAACAAAGAUGUUCUUGACAAGGAUUCUGGGAAGAUGAAAGGCAGUGAGAGAAGACUAGGCAAAGUCAUUCCUGUUCUACAGACCAAAACCAGGACUAAUGUUCCGACAUUUUCACAAUCAAAUCUAGAACAGCAGAAGCAAAUUUAUCUCAGGAGUGUCAUUGCUCAUAUAGAAGACCCAGAGGACUCUAACCAAGGUCCCUGGCAGGAGCUAUAUACCUUUAUGGAAGUUCAUCAUAUGCAGAACCCAAAAUGGCAGCACCCUUCAGACCUCACCAUGCGAAACUACGCUCGCCGACAGAAACCUCUGCAAAGAUACAGUCUCACUCAGUGGGUUGACAGGAACAUGCGAAGCCACCAUCGGUUCCAGCGUCUUCCAAACUUCUCGUACAAUCCAUAUGUCUCAUCCCAUCAGCAGUGAAGGUCUCUAUCCAGGGUCCUGUCCAGAGCAGCAUCUCAUUUUCUUCCGCUGUUUUGUGCUUCGUAGAUUUUGAAUUUUAUUUUUUACAAGAUUUUUAUUUAAAACUUGUCACCUUUUGGAAAUGUCCAUUGCUGACUUGAAUUUUUUGGUAUGAGGUUUCUCCUGAUUUUAUGUGUGUCUUUGUUAAAGCAGUGUUAAGUUGAUAUUAUUUUUUUGUUAUUUAAAUUGAAGGUGACUGCUUCUUGAAAUCCAGCAUUAAGCCAAAAACACUGAAGCUCAAGCAUAACACCCACCUCUCUGCAGAGGUGAAGUGUACUUGCAGUGCCCAAAAGAAGUCUUCUUUUAAUCUCCUGUAAAGAGGAGAUUCUUUACCAGGCUGUGAGCCAGUGUUAUUACUGAUGAGUUAUGAAUUGAUAUAAGUCACUUUUAACAACGCAGCUUACUUUUUAUUUGACUCUCUGAAUAUCCUUCCGUAUUUUAAAAAUCCAGGACAUUUGGAGUAAGAGAAAAAUUCUGUUGGAAGAACUAAUUAAAAGUGUAAUUCCUCUCCUCUUCUUUCUGUACUACUAGCUGCCUUUAUUUAUUUUUGGCUUUUUUUCAUUCCUCAUUAAACUUAUUUUGCACAUUAGCGUUUACAAAUCUUAGACAUCUUAACUCUGACAGAAGACUUAUAACUAACCCCUGUUGAGUACCUUGUGGUCUUGUGUUGUCUCCUUUGCCCUUCAAGGAUUCUUACCCCACCCUUCCAGCUCACGAUCACUGUGCUCCUUAGGGUUUUGUUGUCAGCAUUCCUGUAUGCUGUUAGACAUGGAUAUACCUGUUUAUUGAAGAGCUGCUUAGAGUCUUGACUCUAGGACAGACCAUUGCCAUUGUGUUGUUAGUUGGUCUUCAGUUUAAUCUACUGAAUCCCAGCUUUAGGCAUGGGUUUGAUAUUUGAAGUAAUAAAUGUAGGUGUUGGAGAGCCUUCAUCCUGUGAGAGAAACUUUGGAGGGGCACUCUUUUGUCUCUAUUAUUAGUUAACAAAAGGUGCCUUUAGACCCCGGAUGUUACCAUGUUGUUUGGUCAAGCCCCUGAUACAUAAUUUCAUGUAAUUGUUAAAGUAGAUUUAAUACAGUUGGGACUAAGCCUAUGUACAAAGGCAUUAUUUCGUCUUAAGGGUUGUUAUCUAACCAAAGUUGACAGACUGUGCACCUGUCUUAAUGGAUGUCUUAGGAGCUUGUUACUCUGUUUAAGGAUAGCUCUAGACAUCAUUUUGGAAAGUUGCAGUCUGGCAUUGUGCUACUGCUCAUUCUCUGAAGUUGUUUGUAAUUGCUGUAGCCUCUGUCUGGUUUUAUAGUUUCAUCAACCCCAUCUUUGUAUGUGGUAACUCAUCUUAAACAUCCUAUUCCACGUUCGAAACUGACUUGGGAAUAGCUUGGUCAUUCAGACCACCUGUAAAUGUGGAUGGAUGUCCCUAAGUAUUUACUGUUUAUCUAGCCAAGGAUUCUCUUUUUCUUUAGAUAACUGUUUUAGAUUCUGGGACCAAAGUGCAAAGGAGUUCUAUUCAAAGGCAGUAGUCAAAAUACUAUUAUUUUAGUUGAUAUAAUUGGUAUUUACUAUGUUGGUCAGUUUUCCAGGCUGCCCUAAAUUAGCUUAGAAUGAGACAUGCCAAACAUCUACCUUUGGGACCAUAACAUGGUUAAAAUUAAAUCAAGCUGGAAUAGCUAGCAUUGCAGCUGUCAAGUUCCCCACAGAUAUCCCAAGGAAUUAAAGGGAUAGCAUUUUACUAAGGCAAAAUUCUAAGACUCGAGUUCCUGCCCUUCUGGUACAGGGGCGUUUAAUACUGAAUGUGUAACAGGAGCACUGCCUUUGCCAAAUCAAAUGAGUGACAGGUUAACUAGAAAAUGUGACAAUCACAUUUCCUCUUAGCUCAAAUAAUUUUGUUUUUCCAAAGCUUUAGCAGCUUAAUUAAAUCUGUUGGACUGGGGGAGGAGAGAGCUGUUCUCUAGUGGUUAACAUGGUAAGAAGAAAAAACAAAGCCAAAGAAAAUGCAUUAUCUGGCUUAUUCACCUUAAAGAUGGUAGUGGAUAGAACCUGGGGUUUUAAUUACUUUUCAGAGCUGCCUAUCUAAAUAUUUGAUGUUGCCCUCUUAGUAUUUCAGGUUGAAUUUUUGCUGUAUUUUUUACUUGAGUAAGGGUUAUAUGCAUUUAACUGUCCACCUAGCUUUUUUCAUCCGUGCUGACAUUCUCUCACCACAGGGGUCUUGACAAAGCAGAGUAAAAAUGUUCUGUUUACAUAGUUUAUUUGUAAGUAAGGAGCCUGAAAUUUGUAGUUUUGCAUUUAAUGUAGGCCCUGAUUUAAUUGUAUUGUUGUCAGGAUCAAUUAUGAAACUGAUGUUUGGUGCCUCCUCUUUAUCAUGUUUUUUCCCUUGUAGCAGUUGUAUUUAAUGUCAUUAAAAAGAAAUAAAGUUCUGUCAGUGGCAUA